Molecule: messenger RNA, 2204 nt
Organism: Gaeumannomyces tritici R3-111a-1
Lineage: Eukaryota; Fungi; Ascomycota; Sordariomycetes; Magnaporthales; Magnaporthaceae
Exons: 2
Coding region: 515-1960 (481 amino acids)
Biological process (GO): nickel cation transmembrane transport
Cellular component (GO): plasma membrane
Molecular function (GO): nickel cation transmembrane transporter activity
Source: RefSeq, a predicted model, not a curated record
GGAACUCGGCUGGACUUCUUUGGUGUCGUUACCUGCAGGAUCUAUCCGCUAAAGCUAUUCGAAUCGAGUAAUUCACUUCCGAGUUAUGCUCCAUCACUGGAUUCGACCCCUCACUGCUGCAUCUCAACGAGACGUGGUGUUUGGGGUCGUGGUGGGGUGGCCCAAAAUGUGGUGACAGCAUGAGACUGAGAGACCCUCAUCAAGAUAAACUCAAACGCUGUGAUGGGACAAAUGAAAAGUCGACUUUUGCUUCCAGGCCGGAAGAAAACAUCCGGGAGGGCCUUUUGCAGCGCUUGCGUCGCGUGCGAAUCUCAUCACAAACCCUCAGCCAAGACUGAUCGAUAACCCUACUAAUGCGGACCUCCUCCUGCACAUUCCGCACACCCGCUCUCGUCGCUGUCGCUCGUGAUUCCUUCUAGCGUCUUUCCAUCGACCGUCGGAUCUUGCAAAGGCUGCUGCGAGCAGGACGCAAGUCGGACACAUCAAGAUCAUCCAAGCGGCCCAAACGAACACCAUGUCCCCAGGGUCACCCGUCCAGGGCGGCAGCCCAGCAGCGGGCCACGAGACCACACCGCUACUACCAGCGCCGUCGUCGCCAUCGGUCGCCCUCGCCCGCAUCCGCAGCAUACACCGUCGCGGCUCGCAGGCAUCCGCGCCCUACGACGACGCGGGCCCCUCCUCCUCCUCCACCUCCCUCCUUGGCAGGAUCCCCCUCCCCAAGACCCUCCAGGCCAUCCCCGCGCCCGCGCUGCGGCUGAUCGGCCUGCUCGUGUGCGUCAACGCCGCCGUGUGGGCCGCGGCCGGCGUCGUGCUGCACUUCCACCCGCCGCUGCUCUCGUCGGCGGUGCUGGCCUACAUGCUAGGGCUGCGGCACGCGCUGGACGCGGACCACAUCUCGGCCAUCGACCUGACGACGCGGCGGCUCAUCGCGGCGGGGCAGCGGCCCGUUGCCGUCGGCACCUUCUUCUCGCUCGGCCACUCGGCCGUCGUCGUGGCCACGUGCGUCGUUGUCGCCGCUACCACGGGCGCCCUGCGCGACCGCUUCGACGACAUCUCGCGCGUCGGCAACGUCGUCGGCACCUCCGUCUCGGGCGCCUUCCUGCUGCUGCUGUGCGCCGGCAACGCCUGGGUGCUGUGGCGGCUGGUGGGAAGGCUGCGCGUGGAGCUGCGCCGCCGGGGUCGGGAGGAGGACCGCGAGGACGGAUGUGGGGCGGCGGGCGGGGAGCAGUACCGUGAUGUUGUGGAUGUUGUUUCAAGCGGCGCCCUGCCGCAGUAUCAGGCGGUCCAAGCGGAUGCGAGUGCGGGCGCACCAUUAGAGGGAGAGGGACACGAACCUGCGGCGUCCGGCGUGCAGCUCCCGGUCGAGGGUGGCGGUAUCCUCGCCGUCGUCUUCCGCAGACUGUUCAAGGUAGUCGACCGGCCCUGGAAGAUGUUCCCGCUGGGGAUUGUGUUCGGUCUGGGUUUCGACACGAGCUCCGAGAUCGCCAUUCUGGGCCUGGCUAGCAUCCACGGAGCAGAUGGCACGAGCCUAUGGCUGAUCCUGAUCUUCCCUAUCCUCUUUACUGCCGGCAUGUGUAUGCUCGACACUACCGACGGGGCGCUCAUGAUGGCCCUGUACACCUCCAAAGCCUUUUCCCGGGAUGUCGUCGCCAUCCUGUACUACUCGAUUGUCCUGACGGCCAUCACCAUCUUCGUCUCAGCCUUCAUUGGCAUCAUCCAGGUCCUCUCGCUCGUCCAGAACCUCCUUGAACCGGAGGGCAGGUUCUGGGACGGCGUGAGCGCCAUCGGCGACAACUUUGACAUCAUCGGCGGCUGCAUCUGCGGCGUCUUCCUGGUGGUCGGCGUCGGGUCCAUCCUUGUUUACCGGCCGUGGAGGAGGCGUGUGGAGAGGAACAGACGGUGUGCUGAGGCUGAUGCACGUACCCAGUCUCAAGCUCUGGCUACCCCUUUGGAUGGGUAGUGUCAUUUGUGUUUGGGAGUGUUCUGACGGUGUGCCUAUAACAACGCGCGUAGCGUGUGACGCUCCUGGAGUCGAAAAUGAUAUGAGAACAUUUUGUCCGACAAAUACCUAGCUGCGCUCAUAUACUCUACGGUUUGGCGCUCGCUAAAGAUACGGGUAACUCGGAUAGGAUCAUCAAGGUCGCUAAGCGGUCUACUAAUAUAAUAUCAUAUGGCUACUCAACAGGUCCCUUCUUAGCCGAGGC